AUUUCGGUACUCAGGAUGUCUCUCUCUUCUGGAAUUUAGAGCGAUGACGUCACUGCCUGCCGCUCUCAGAAUUUUUGGAGAAAAAAAGAAGUUUCAUUUUUGUGGGAUUUGAAACUCAUUGAUUCUUAGAAAGCGAGGCUGAUUGAGCAUUAGCCAACUCCAGAGGAAGAGGGUGAGAGAGAGAGAAGUACGCCGCUAUUUCGACCCAUAAACCAGACGUGCAGAGAGGGAAAGAGAACUAUGUUGACCGGUGACAGCGAGAAAAUGGAGCAAGUGAGCGCCAGGAUGGAGACCACCCCAGCCUUCGGGACCCCCAGCAUUUCCGUAUCCCAGCAGCAAAUGCCUGUGAAGUUUGCGCCCGUGGUCGCUCCCAAGCCAAAGUUUAAGCCCUACAGGCAGCUGGGAGAUUUGGCCCAUCCAGAUGCUGGAGGUGACUACCCUCUUCCGCCACCAGCGGUGGAUCUGACGAUGGCCUUCCCCCCUCCCCCUGAGGCAGUGCAGGUGAAAGGCCCGGAGAAGACGCUGGAGGAAAGGCGCUCCAGCCUCGACGCGGAGAUCGACUCCCUCACCAGCAUCCUGGCUGACCUGGAAAACAGCUCUCCUUACAAACCCAGAGACCAGCAGAAUUACGGGGGCUCUGCAGCAACCGGUACAAUUUCCUCGACACCGAUCAGCGUGCACAAUCGAAUGGUCAUCCCGUCCCUUCCGCCUCUCUCGGCCACCAAAAAGUCCGGCCCCAAGCCCCAGGCGCCGGCGGCCCCAAGCCCCGUGCCCGUGCCCCAGUUCCAGACGGCGCCUCAGCCCGCGGUGGCCUCCCACGCCGCCGCCCCCGCCCCCGCCCCCCCGGGGCCGCAGCAGAACGUCCAGCGUCCCGCCCCCCAGGGUACCCCCCAGCCAGGCCACGCCCCCGCUCCCCAGGUCAAGCAGCCAGCGGCAGUCCACCAGGCUGCCUCUGCUCCGACGGCCCUGCCGAAGGCCCCCGGCAGCGCCCCGGGCCAGCCCGACGAUGAGCUGGACCGCCUGACCAAGAAGCUGAUCCGCGACAUGGACAACCCCCCGUCCGAGGAGUACUACGGUAGCUGUUCCUGCUGUGGAGAGAACGUGGUGGGAGAGGGCAGCGGCUGCACCGCCAUGGAGCAAGUCUUCCACGUGAGCUGCUUCGUCUGCGUGGCCUGCAGCCUGCAGCUGUGCGGGAAGCCCUUCUAUGCCGUGGAGAAGAAGCCGUUCUGCGAGCCCUGCUACAUCAAAACCUUGGAGACGUGCACCGUCUGCGGCGAGCCCGUCAUGGAGCGCAUCCUCCGGGCCACGGACAAGGCCUACCACCCCCACUGCUUCACCUGCGUGGUGUGCCACCGCUGCCUGGACGGCGUGCCCUUCACCGUGGACGCCGCCAACCACAUCCACUGCAUCGAGGACUUCCACAAGAAAUUCGCCCCCCGCUGCUCCGUUUGUAAGGAGCCCAUCAUGCCGGCUCCGGGACAGGAGGAGACGGUGCGCAUCGUGUCGCUGGAUCGGGACUUCCACGUGCAGUGUUACCGCUGCGAGGACUGCAGCUGCCUGCUUUCGGAGGGGGACAGCCAGGGCUGCUACCCCCUGGACGGCCGCGUCCUCUGCAAGACCUGCAACUCCGCCCGCAUCAAGGCCCUCUCCGCCAAAGCCAGCACCGACCUCUGAAGGACCCCGCCCCCCUCGGCCCUUCCCUCUUUCCUCCCGGUGCGCGCGCACACGCACCUUCGCCUCACGCACCGCACGCGCCAUUUUGGCUCCUCUCACUCGCUGACACACGUCUCCGUCUGAGAGCAGCUGAAUCACUUCGCACGGAAGCAGGGCGCUUCUGCAGGGGUCAGCGGUCUCGGCGUUGCUAUGGACUGCAGCACGUGCUCUUUAGCUCUGCAAGAUACUCGGGCACGUAUUUUUAAACAUUGAAACGUAUGGCUCCCUACCAUAGAAACCAGAACAUUCCAGUUGAGGCAUCGUCUGUAAACUCAUUCAGGUGGCAACCGAUUGUUGAUCUCUGUUGAUUUCAUCAUGCAUGAGAGAGAGGUCACCCCAAAAUUUCUUACCCGCGCUGUUCAUGGCGCGUUUUCACCAAAAAGAGCACCCCUCCGGUACACUUCUCUGUGUUCGCUUCCUUGCUCCAAACACUCUGGGCUUUGGCACCCAACUUCAAGUGCCUUUCAGUAAAGCAAUAAAGGGACCAAGCGCUUUUAUUCACUGUGCUUGUAAUGCAGUGCAUACAUUUAGCCUUUUAAUUAUUAGCAUCAUUACCAUUGAUUUUACGAUAGAUAUUGCUAGCUGUAUGUAAGAGUAUAUGUAUGUAAGAAUAUUCUCAGAGUAUAUUCAUUUUAUUGGAAUCACACUCUCCUUAUUGUUUAUGGACGUGGCUAAUGUAUGUAACUGCUUCACGUAUGCACAAUGCAACUGGAAGUUGUCUUCUACCAUUCAUGCCAAUGGUCUCACCUACUUUAUUGCUUCUUUGCAACUGGCGUUUGGAUGCUUUUGUAUGAACAGAAGUGUUGAUACUGCAGUGUAUAGAGAAUACCAAACAGUGACAUUAGAAAAUGGUUAUCUGUACUCUUCCAUUCUUAAGGAUAUAAUCUCAGACUCAGUCAAAUAGCAGCAAACAUUCUUGUCUAUUCGUAAUACAUUUAAGCAAAGAUAUUUUUGCUCUGUUCUUACACAGAAGCCUCUAUUCAAUCAAUAUUUGUCCUUAACUUAACUCACAAGUAAAUGCUCUCUUUUCUUCACACAGUUUGGCAAAUCUGUGAUUUAAAAAGAAAUAUUAUUGCUUUUGCUCUGUUAAACAAAAUCAUUGACUGUAGAAAAGAUAUUGACAGGAUGACUGCCUUCACCCACUGACUUUCCAUCGGCAUGGUGAAAAGCAUUUUGAAACCACAAAAGUACAGUUAUCCUGCCACCAUGUUGUACUAAUUGAAGCCAGAGACUGAGCAGUAUUUGUUGACCGUAUUGUUGCCGUUGACUUGCAUUGAUACAGGUGGCUGAAAGACCUUUGCUGGAGCUAACCCCACUGGCGCUUGAGAGCAACAUCUCUCAACAAGACCAGGAAGUGGGCUUCAAAAACAAAGCCCGGUUUUGGCCACUUGUUCAAAAUUUAAGGACAAAUGUUGAUUGAAACCCAUCUGGAAAUUUCCAUUAAUUUUGCAUAUAUUUACAGCUACAUAUAUUUGCAAGAAUUUAAAAACGUUAAAGUUUUAUGAAGUUUGUCACUCAAAGUUAAGGACUGAUUAUUUGUGGUGUUCAGACUCUGGUCUAAGCAUCUUUGAAGUUGCACAUAUACAGUACUAGCCUAAAUAAUUUUUUUAUAUAUAUCAGUAUGCUUGGAAAUACUAUUAAAGAAAACACUUAAGGAUUUUAUUAGAAGCAUUCAAUAUAUUAAUAUAUGGGAUAAAUAAUGCUUUAAAUACAAUAUACGGUUUCUAUUGUAGUGAAUGUUUGUGGCAACAGGUGGUGUGUGUAUUUACCUUUACAAUUUGACACACCUGUGGACUUUAUAAAACCAAGUAAAAAUUUCUAACUAAAAUGAAGUACUAACCAAAGAUGGCAUUUGUUUUCAUUUGCAUUUGCUUUGUAGCUAGUGUUCAUAAAGUGUUCCUCCAGAUAUUUUGAAGAACAAGGGUAAUAUGAGGUUCACCUCACUCUGAAUGUAUCUAUGGUGAAUUUGUCCUGGUUAUUCCAGUGGCCUCGGAUCUAAAUGUAGAUGAAAAACACUGUGAUGUGUCUGUGAUAUCCCAGCAUGCUUUUUCAAGACUGAGGUUUUUUUCUCCUCUUUUUUCUCAUCUGCAAGCCCAUAAUGGGCAUACUCCAAGUUAUACUGUGAGCGUGGCAUAUUUAAAUAAUUCUUCUUUGGGCGUUUUUUUUUUUUUAGUUAUGGUGGCCAAACAGCAUGCAAGUGAAACCAACUUUUGAAAAAGGCUUUGCUGUGAUGGUUUGUACUUGUAACUGAACACAUUAAGACUUCAUUAAUAUUGCUGCGCAGAUUGCUUUUUUUGGUAUAUUUAUAACAUAUUCUCAGCAUGAGAUGUAGGUCUUUGAAAUAUCAGUUAGAAAUGGGGGUGUGGACACUGUCGUACCCUAUAUUUACCAUUGUAGGCUAAAUGUCCUCUCAACUCUGGCUUGAAAGUGUUAAGCUCAUAAAAGUGUGAAUAUGGUAAUAUUCUUGAAACAUAACCAUUACUACCGUGUGAUGCUUGUCAUUUUGCCCGGGCGAUUACAGCGAAGCGUAAGCGUCUGAAUCUGCGUUUUUUUCUCCGAUCGGUGCCUCGGCCGUGAGCGCGGACCCAAAAACACGCCGCGUCGACGACGCCCUCCUCGUUUUCGGAGUCUCUGAGACGUGUUCCGUUAACAGCCCGCGGGUAGGGUGCGCACCAGCGUGGAGUCGUGCUUUCUCUGCGGCCUCUCCCACUCUCCUCUUGACCUCACAGGCUGCGCUGGCAGAUUGUGUGUUUGGGAGGGGGGUUUGUUUGGGUAAACAUACUUUUCGCUGAAAGAACAUUUCACUCGGCUAAGGUUUUUUGACAAAGAUGCUAUCGAUCAUCAGAUUUUUUAUUUUUUUACUUUUUUAUUUUUACUUUCUGCACUUUCUGUCUUUUUCUCUCCUGAAGCCUAUGUUUAUACACAAGCAUACAGUAUAUACUGUACUAAUAUACACUAUGCUGUACAAAUUUAUGUCUGACUAUAUUCACACAGUGCAGCAUCACAAUAUUUCCUUGUAUCAUUAAUAACUAUGCACUAUAGAAUGUUAUCCCAGUAUGUAUAGAAACACAAUGCAUGACCUUCCACUCCAAAUUGCACAUGAUCUAUGUAUUUGUUUUGAUUUUGCACUACAUAACAUUUAUGUCAAUGUUCUGUAGUGCUAUAUUUUACACUGCUCCAAUAUUAUAUUCAGACAAAAGAGCUCUUCAAAGUGUAUGUUAUAUAGGCCUAUGUAAUAUGUGUUAUGAUAUCAUUAUCUGUCUGCAUAGGAUUUAAUUUAAAACAGUAUUUUCACUGCAGUCAUUGAAUUUCUUGGAUGUGGUGCAACAGACAAAUACUAAUGUAGUUUGAUAAAAUUGUCCCUGCUAUUGUUAGGCACCUUACGGAUUCACUUCCGCAGGACAAAGCAUGAUGCCAGGGAGCACUGUAAUGCAAUGUUAUCCACCGUUUUGAGUCAUUAUUCAUCAUUAUUGAGCUUGUACACGCAAACACGUCCACCGGUCAGCUGAACACUUUCACUUUCUCCACUCUAGUCAUUUUGGAAAGAGUGAAUGGUUAAAUCAUUCAAGAGAGCAACUAUAGAAGUUGUGUGUUGACAUAAUUAAUUACGCGGUGUUACUUCUUUCCAUUUCUCCUGUAUCACAUUUAACUUGUUUGCUACUUAACAGCUUUUGAAUGUCUCCACCUCUUAUACCUGUGUCGCUGGAGCCAUUUUCUAAGCCCCACUCGACUUUCUGAAGAAAUGCCCUGAAGUUACCUUUAGCUAAUGUAAAGAGGGUCAGUGGGAUGGCAUACAAAAAUCCAUUGGUCUCUACUAUAAUGGAUAAAAUGUCCGUUGGCUUCUCACUGUACAAGAACAUCUUUCGCUGAAUAGACACACAGCCCUGCUGUUUGUGGUUUUCUUGUAAGCAUGGAUACAAAAGAGAGCUUUUUACUAUUAACUGCAUGAAAUUGCGUGAUCAUUUCGUAUUGAGGGAAAAUAGCUAUCCGUGUUCCAAUUGAAGGAUAUGCCUUCUUUGAAUGACUUUGGGCGAACCUUGAAGGGAAAAUGUAUAUUUACAGUAUCCUUAAACUCCUUUUUGUAUCCUUGUUCCAUCUUCAAUACUACAACAACUUCUUUGCUCUUUACAAAAUGCUUUAUGUAAUCACAGCAUCAUUCACAUUGACAUAAAGUACCAAAGGCUCUUCGAUUAAAAUAAGUUUGCAGUAUUUUUGUAUGUCCUAUACCCCUUUAAUAAAAGCUUUACAAAACCAG
This is a messenger RNA of Anguilla anguilla (European eel), 5968 nucleotides long. It is a transcript of the gene lpp, whose product is annotated as LIM domain containing preferred translocation partner in lipoma. The record is from RefSeq and is a predicted model, not a curated record. Lineage: Eukaryota; Metazoa; Chordata; Actinopteri; Anguilliformes; Anguillidae. The transcript has 11 exons. Gene Ontology annotation, biological process: cell-cell adhesion. Gene Ontology annotation, cellular component: focal adhesion; stress fiber. Bases 241 to 1674 code for a protein of 477 amino acids.